CUUUUUUAUUUCCUUAUUAUUUUAUUACCUUAACGUUACAAACUAACUGCUCCUUCGUUUCAUUAGUGUUAGAGAGAUUGUUUUCUCUAUGCAAGGUAACAGGCGUAUCAGGUUGUAUAACAUCCCCUGUGGCACUUGGAACAGGGCACCUUCAACCCACCGGCCGCCAUCUUAUUCGUUCUCUCCAGUAGAGGUCGCUUUCGUUGCAUGACUCAGCUUCAAGCUUAGAUCUUUGGGCAGAGCUCGGCUCUAAGAUCUUUGGCUUCAAGCACCUGGUCAUCUCUUUCCGAACCCGCCCCUUCUCUGCAUCCGUUGGCCAAAUGCGUUUGUCGGCGAGCUGAUUCGCUGGAGUGGCUGUCAAUCAAAUGAUGUUCCGGGAAGUUUGGUUUAGACGAGGCGCAAUGCCUUCUGGACCUUGUAGUCUGAUAUGUCACGUGGCAAGGCCGCCGGAACACUAUCCCAGCGGCGCGGAGACGCAUGCGCGCCGAGCCCGGCUGGAGCCCUCCCUCAGCCGGAGGAUCUCCAUUUUGCUUUCAAGAGAAAGAGGAAAAAACCGGCCAAGGCGACGUUGGAGGGCCGGCUGCGGCUUCCCGAUCUGGUUGGUGGUUUAUUGGCCCGGCCGGUGUUUAAAUGGCAGCAGCGGCCCGAAAAUGGAUAUCAUGACGGCGGUGUUUAACGCAGCUCGCGACGGGAAGUUGAAACUUAUGCAAAAGUUACUCAACAACCGCAGCGCCGAGGAACUGGAGGCGGUGACGCUGGAGAAGACCAAUGGCGGCACCCCGCUGCUCAUCGCCUCCAGGUAUGGCCACCUGCAGGUGGUGGACUACCUGAUGGAGCACUGCAAGGCCAAGGUGGAACUGGGUGGCUCGGUCAACUUCGACGGCGAGACCAUCGAAGGGGCCCCGCCGCUGUGGGCGGCUUCGGCCGCCGGGCACCUGACGGUGGUGCGGAGCCUACUGGAGCACGGCGCGUCCGUCAACAACACCACUCUGACCAACUCCACUCCGCUGCGGGCCGCCUGUUUCGACGGCCACCUGGAGAUCGUCAAGUACCUGAUCGAGCACAAGGCGGACAUGGAAGUGGCCAACAGGCACGGCCACACUUGCCUCAUGAUUUCGUGUUACAAAGGCCACAAGGAGAUUGCCAAGUACCUGCUGGAGAAGGGGGCGGACGUGAAUAGGAAGAGCGUGAAGGGAAACACGGCUUUGCACGACUGUGCAGAGUCGGGAAGCCUGGAUAUCAUGAGGAUGUUGUUGAAGUGCGGGGCUAAGAUGGAAAAGGACGGAUAUGGAAUGAGCCCCUUGCUUGCAGCCAGUGUCACAGGCCAUAUGAAUAUCGUAGAGUUUCUUAUUCAUAAUGCGCAGACUAAGAAGGAAGAUCGAAUUGACGCGCUUGAGCUACUGGGAGCCACGUUUAUUGAUAAGAAAAGGGAUUUACUUGGAGCUAUGAAGUUCUGGAAGAGAGCAAUGGUGAUGAGACACUGCGAUAAAGCUAAAAUAGUUAAGAAGCCACAAGUAGGGCAGUUAGUGCUGGCAUAUGAUUAUGCAAAGGAAGUCAUGACUUCGGAGGAAUUGGAAGCCCUGAUAACUGACCCAGAUGAAAUGAGGAUGCAGGCUUUGUUGAUCAGAGAGAGAAUUCUUGGACCAUCGCACCCUGACACUUCUUAUUAUAUUCGUUAUCGAGGUGCUGUCUAUGCUGAUUCCGGCAACUUUGAACGCUGCAUCAAUUUGUGGAAGUAUGCACUGAAUAUGCAGCAGAACAAUUUAGACCCCUUGAGCCCUAUGACUGCGAGUAGUUUGCUAUCAUUUGCUGAGCUCUUUUCAUUUGUCUUGCAAGAUCGUUCAAAAGGUACCUUGGCCAUGAAGGUAUCUUUCAAUGAUCUUAUGUGUAUCCUGUGCAAAAGCGUUCGUGAAGUAGAGCGGGCGGUGAAUCAGCGAGAGAACCCACCGGAGGUUGCCCAGUUCACCAAAGCUUUGUCCAUUAUUUUGCACUUGAUCUCCUUGUUGGAAAAGGUAAAAUGUAGCCCUGACCAGGAACAUUACAAGAAGCGAACCAUUUAUAGGCUCUUGAAGUUGAACCCGAGAGGAAAAGGUGGGUUUACCCCACUGCAUCUAGCUGUUGAUAAAGAAACAACGUCGGUUGGUCGCUAUCCAGUUUGCAAAUUUCCUUCGUUGCAAGUGACCUCAGUUCUGCUAGAGUGUGGUGCUGAUGUUGAUUCGAGAGAUUAUGAGAACAACACUCCCCUGCAUAUAGCUGCAGUCAACAACAAUCUUGAUAUUAUGAACAUGCUAAUUGACGCUGGUGCACAUUUUGAUGCCACUAAUUCCUCCAAGAAAACUGCUUGGGAUUUGCUGGAUGAAAAGAAGAUGGUUAAGAAUUUGAUUCAACCCAUUAACCACAUUACCCUCCAGUGCCUUGCUGCGCGCGCUAUUGAAAAACAUAAGGUGACUUACAAAGGAUUAAUUCCAGAAGAACUGGAUGCUUUCAUUCAGCUGCACUAGAGCAAAUUGUGUUAAUGAAUUUAGAUGCAUGACAAGGUGCUGCUCAUGGAGCUUCAACAACUUGCAUUGAUGUGUAGAUAUACCAGAGACUGGAGUGAGAUUAAAAUCGGUCUGACUACUGAAGGGCUAUUUAUAUCUUGCAGGGCUAAAACUGAAGGUAGAAAAUUAAUUUUGCAGAUUUUUCUGUUUUCAUCCAUAGCAUUGUUCAUGCUGGAUUAUAGCAGAAACUAAAUGUUGAGCUAGAGCUGGGGUUGAAAGGCAAGCUUGUGCGUAUGACUGCCAAAGCACACUUAAAGAUAACCUUUUAUUUUAAAUUUGUGCCUCCUGCAGUUGUCUUAGUUCUGUUCCCUUUGCUGCAUUGUUCACAGUGAAAUGCCAUUAUUCCAAAUUUCUGUUUGGCUGUCAUUUCAUUGGCAUUUUCCCCAAAUUACUUCAAAACUGUUGGAAAAUCAGAGCUUCCAAAGUGAUAAUUUUCAAUGAUUAUUAUGUUCAGACAUAUUUUGUAAGAUUUACGUAUAACCAUAUUCGUCGGUGGAUACAGUUAGGACUGAAGUUACAUUUUAAAUUUAAAUGCCAUACUCCACUGCAUCGUAGGCUCAAUGGAACAAAGAUAAAGAUUCAAUUGGCUUGUUUACCUAAUUAUUUAAGAAGGCCAAAACCAUGGAUGCAGCCGAUAAUUAGUGUACUUGUGAGCAUUGGAAAGAGAUCCCUAUAGAUUCAAACCAACCUACUUUCUCAAUUUACUGUCCUGAUUUUACAUGAAACUCGUGUUAUAGAUAUAAUACAAUUUCAGUGCUCGACCAUGUAAGAGUACAAGAUUUAAUAAUGGCAAAUGCUGAGAGCAGUACAAUUGUAAAACAUCCUCAUCUUUAACAAGGGGUAUUGAAGUGAAAGGGUUCUUAGGAGAUCAGAAAGACGGUGUAUUGGAAGGGAGAAUCAUACAUCACAGAAAUGAAUUGAAAAGAUUAACCCUCUUGGAUAAGAAAUGUCCUUUGAAUCUUGCACAUUUAUCUCCCAAGGAAAAUAUUCUUAACACUGGCUUUUAUGUGUCAUUUGAGAUUACCACUGAGCCACAAGGCUGUAAUUCAGUGUUCUCUGAAUAAGCAGAACGUUUUAAAAUAUACUGUUAAAAUACAACUACGGUCUACAUUGGGUUGAGCAAAGGCAAAGACUUGAAACCCUUUUGCAAAUAUCAGGACUGUUUAAAAAGGCACUAUGUAUAGAUCUGUUUUGUUUUAAUAGGGUUUUAUUUAAUGGAAAAAAAACUUGCAAACCAGCGGUGGACCUAUUAGCUUUCAUAUUGUGUAAGAAUGCUUUUUUUUUUAAAGCGGUUCAUAACUACACUUGGAAAUCUGGCUCUUGAAUAUUUAUUUUAGCACAUUCUUUGCCCAUUCAGAGUUUACACUAUAUUGUUUGGUUUGAAGAAUAUUAAAUGCAAAUUGCUGCUGAGCUGUACGUGUGACUUGGAUGGCUCUUAUAAUAAAACAGUAUGUUUUAAACAG
Leucoraja erinaceus (little skate) is the source of this 4003-nucleotide messenger RNA. Its product is annotated as protein fem-1 homolog C-like. The transcript has a single exon. Bases 366 to 2501 code for a protein of 711 amino acids. Gene Ontology annotation, molecular function: protein binding. The record is from RefSeq and is a predicted model, not a curated record. NCBI's taxonomy places the organism in Eukaryota, Metazoa, Chordata, Chondrichthyes, Rajiformes, Rajidae.